AUGAAAAGUGGUCUAGGCACCUGUGUCAUCGCGCCGUGUAAUUGCAAUCCCGGUGGAAGCCACAACAACAUUCCACAAUGCGAUCCCUACACCGGCGACUGCACAUGCAAAGCCAACGUCAUUGGAAGAACUUGCGACAGGUGUAAGCCGGGCACUUACGGUAUGAUGGACAAUGACCCGCUUGGAUGCAAGCAGUGCUUCUGUAGUGGCCACUCAUCCGAAUGCACACUUGGACGGGAGGUUGAUGGACAGAUUGUACCAAGGCUGGACACCGAAUCAGGUGGGUCUUCUCCAUCUCCUCCUGUAGGUUACAUAGAGGGCAUGUGGGUUGAGUGCAUAGUCCUAAUCUGUGAAGGUGUUUUGCCAAGCAAUCGUGUCCGGUACUUAGUCUAA
This is a messenger RNA of Rodentolepis nana, 393 nucleotides long. NCBI's taxonomy places the organism in Eukaryota, Metazoa, Platyhelminthes, Cestoda, Cyclophyllidea, Hymenolepididae. The record is from the annotation of a GenBank genome assembly.